CAAACACACCAAAGUCUGUUAGAAGCGGUCUUCUUUGUAAAGGUAAAUGGUAAAUAUUUCGCACCGGUGACAUUUGUUAGCUUUAACUGUUAACUGUUAUUUAACGUAUUAAGGUCUCAAGGACUUUGGCUGCCUGGACUAAUAAUUUGUAAAACAACCACAUAUUUAUCAGUUAACCCUAAGUGUUUGUCUGUGAUUUCCCUUCAAAGACUGUUGGCUUUUAAUCUGUAGGUCAUUUCAUCCCUGCGGUUUUAAACGAACACAUCAUUUCCUAGCACAGCAGUGUGACUGACUCGACGCAAAGUGUUUAGAACUUGUGACUCCUCCUGUUGCGCUUCGGCACUGCGCUCUUUUACGCACAGUCUCCUCCACUCACUCCUGAAGAGGAGCCUCCCAGCGCACACUGCUAUUUUUUCUGCAAGGAAACUCAGCUUAAUCUGAAGUUUAUUUCCCCCCUCCAGUUUAAAUUCUAUCGGAGCCCCUUUUAUCGAUGCUGAAAUGGAAUACGAGAGAUUUCUCAGAGUGAGAUUAUCCCGGGUCUGAGUCACAACUGGUGUAAGUUCUCCUGUGGAUGAAGAUGGACGCCGCAGCCGUGCCUCUCCUCCGCACCCUUCUAAUGCUGAUGAUCUUUCCCUCUGCUGCCCCCGCCUCCUGCCCUCGUCCCUGCUCCUGCCCUCAGCCCAGUGAGCUCCACUGCACCUUCCGCUCCCUCAGCGUCAUCCCAGCCUCUGUAUCAAAAAAUGUGGAACGCAUGAAUCUGGGGUUCAACAGUAUCAAGAUCACUGAUAAAUCACUGGCUGGUCUGAGGAAACUGGAGCUUCUGAUGAUUCAUGGAAAUGACAUCCAUUCCCUACCUGAUGGGGCGUUCAAGGACCUCACUUCCUUACAGAUGCUAAAAAUGAGCUACAACAAACUCAAAGAGCUUAACAGACGAGCCCUCUGGGGUUUGUCAUCUCUGGCCAGGCUGCACCUGGACCACAAUCAGCUGGAGUUCAUCCACCCUGAUGCUUUCCAGGGUCUCACCUCCCUGCGACUGCUGCAGCUGGAAGGCAACCAGUUGCAGCAGCUGCACCCGGCCACUUUCUCCACCUUUACCAUCAUGAAUCAGUUCCACAUGUCCACACUCAAGCACCUCUACCUGUCAGAUAAUGGACUUACAACACUGCCCUCAAAGUUGGUAGCAACAAUGCCUCAGCUAGAAAACCUAUACCUCCAUGGGAACUCCUGGACCUGUGACUGCAACCUCAGAUGGCUUCAGGAUUGGAAUCAAACCUUUCCAGGGGUCUUAAAAUGUAAAAAAGACAGAAACCUACCUGGUGGCCAGCUGUGUCCAGUGUGUUCUUCUCCAAGGCACCUGCAGAAGAAAGAGCUCCAUGCUGCAGACAACAUGGACUGCAGCAGUCCAGUCAUCAGUUCUACUCACAGGAUCUCUGCACCAGAGGACACUGAGAGCGAGGUCAUGACUGUAGAUACUUUUAGGGAACCAUUUGGAAAUAUCACUCUGGAAAUGUCGGAUGAGCACGGCAACGAGGCGACUCUUCGUUGUAGCAUCGGGGAGCCGAGAGAGCUCGCCAAGAUCAACUGGGAACAGAUCAGCCAGCUCCAGCUGGAGUCUAACAUCACUUUGUCAGUGGAUCUUGACUGCGCUGUUGACAGAGAAAAGUAUGAGCGACUCUGGAGGCUAAUAGCAUACUACAGUAAUGUGCCAGCUCACUUACAAAGAGGGAUUAUGCUGAGGAAAGAGCCUCAUCCAACCUAUGAGUACAGACAGGACUCUGACAAGGACGCUCUUUACUACACAGGAAUCAAAGUAAAUGUCAUGGCCCAGCCAGAGUGGCUGAUGCAGGCAUCUGCAAACCUGCAGCUCAACAGACUUCAGUCAUCAGCUCAAAUUGUUAAAUUGAUCCUCAGCUUGGAUCUCUCUCAGACAGUCAAUGUGGAGCAGAUGCGGAGACAGAAAAGGAACUGGGUCUGGAUCAAGUCAAAUAACACAACUCGUAAAGUGUGGACUGCUGUUUUGGGAAGUCCGAUUCAAAUGCAGUGUAAGGUGCAAAGUUCUGAACAGGCUGUUAUUUACUGGAUUCUGCCAGACGGUUCCAGAGUUAGGGCACCGCACAGUGGUCCAGACAAAAGGCUGUCUGUGUCUCCAGAUGGACAGCUGGAUAUUAAAUCUGUCACCCACACAGACACAGGAAUUUAUUACUGCACUGCAAAGGUUCGGGGAGACCUGGCUGUGAUGCCAUUCUACCUUACAGUAGAGGAGAACUCCACGCCUCCUCCAGGCAAGGAAGCUUUAAUUUCACCUACUCAGGUUUUUGCAGGAAACCCCAUUUCACUGCCAUGUGAUGCAUCUGGCUCACCUGAUGCUGAAAUAAACUGGAUCUUACCAAGCAACAGCAUUGUUAGUUUAUACAACAAAUCCUCUCGGGCUUCUGUUUAUUCCAAUGGCACUCUGAAUAUUCCCCAAGCGUACUUAUCAGACAGUGGUCAUUACAAAUGCGUCGCUAUAAAUCAACAUGGUGUGGAUGCACUGGCUACACAAAUCACUGUGCUGAGACACAAAGGACUAAUAAGGCCCCUGAGGAAGUUUCCAGCAAGACCUCAGUCAGCCUCUGGGGCCAGUACUGAAAUUAAAGUCCUGUCUGAAGAUGCACAGGAGGCAUCAGGGGACAUUGAGGUAGAUCAGGAAGUGUCUCCAAUAAAACUUCAGAAUCCUGCAAGAAGAAUUGCAGCAGGGAGAAGGGGCAGCCAUCCAUCCAGGAAUACAUGGCGACGGCCAACAAUGCUCAAAAAACCAACAGGAUCACAGGUGGACGUCAAGAAGCCUACAGUCGACAGCAGAAGGAGGAUUAAUAAGUCACAGAAGAAAAUUGACAAAGAAAAAUGGGCUGUUAUUUUGGCUAAAAUUAGAGACAAAAACACUCAGAACACUGUGACACCGCUGCCAGUUCAGCCUACAACAGAGAGCAGACUCAUUAAGCAGACCAAACAGUCUCAAGAAACUAUUGAAGGAUCAUCAGAUGGCGUGACAGUGCUGGGGAAGGACAGCCAGACUUACCUCACAACACCAGACACUCCAGUGACACAAACAGCACAAGUCUACGCUGACAAUCACACUACACAACACCAAAGACAGUAUGACACGGCUACAGGCUACGACCCCACUCUAAUGAAACAUGAAAGGACACCAAACAGUCAACACGUAUACACCAAAUAUGCAACCACACAGCCAAACAUAAUGCAGACACACACUGCGAUACAUAGCAGAAAUUUGGAUGCAUACACAACUUCCAGCAGUUUAUUCACACUCCCACAAACCACAUCUGUUCCUCCACAUGCUGUCACUGUUUGGCAGCAGCACACAAACAGCGAACGCAAUAGUACAUUUUCUCCAUCAGAGAAACAUAGCACAGAUACAGAUGUUAACAAAGUCGAAGAGCCUGACAGGUCCGAGACUUUUGAAAGCAGUGAGAAGACAGAAAAACCCACAGUCCUUUCCAAUGCUGGUAAUGACAAAGAGCUUUUGUGGAAUGGAAGUCAAAUUAUCCUCUCACUUCGUCCAGAGGAGUCCGAAAAGAGCCAAGAAGAAAGUGGAAAAUAUCUUGGUGAGACUGUAACACCACAGCUACAUACCCAAGCCUGGGACAAAUCGGUUGAUGAUUUUAGUUUUCAAGUUCAGGUUCUCACUACUGCAGCGGCUUCAACAACCAGAAAACCUAACUCCAAACACCCUAACUCCAGGAGAAGGAACGGGGCGCGGAGGAAAAGGCCAAGUAAACGGAAACAAAAGCUGGACAAACCCACCAAGAUUUUUGCACCAACAUCUAAAAAUGCUAAUUCAAAGAAGGCCCAGGCUACUGCCUCCACUGAGCUAAAAAUAGAACCAUUAGAGGUUACAACAGCCAGAUUCAAUACCACUGUUCCAUUCACCAGGAGCCAAGAAGCGUCAUCAGGCAGAGUGAGUCAUAAAGAAAAUACAGUCUCCAUGCAUGAUCACAAACCAGCCACCAAGCCCCCUUCCCAACCAGCCCUUACCCCAAAAAGUAAGGAUAGCCUCCAGCACCAGGCCAAACCACUAGUUAAAAACACAUCAGUGGCACCAUUAUUUCCAACAGCCUUUCCAGAGGAGGUUCAUGGUACCACGAGUUUUCAAAGAGACCUGGGGAUUUCAGAGACUUUAACUCUUGCUUUGGCGUUUAAUGAGCUUACAUCACCCAUUCAGCAGAUCUUCACAGGUAGCACUUUCUCACCUUAUAAACCUUUGGAGACACAGCAGCCAAUGGAUACAGCAGACCAAGGUGGACUUGACCCAGAUUUGAAAGAUUCUUCUUUGAGUGUUCCGACUACGACAGUGCAAACAGAUGUGAGCCAAAGUCAAUCAAACCAUCAGUUUGGAUCCCCUGAGAAGUCUGGUGAAUCGACUCAGCCUCCAACUACUUCACCUGCUUAUACUUCUGGGACAACAUUGGCGACAUUGACUACUGAAGUCACGUCUCAUGACCUAAUUUUGACACCAAGUUUGCUUUUGGAGGAUGACUCCGACACAACCACAGAGAAACCCAAUGGGUCUGAAAGUCAUUAUGAUAAUUCCAGUCAAAAUGCAACCACAAGCAAUGAGUCAAAGGCAAACCAGCGUAUUCAAGAAACCACAAAUACUGUUGAUGUUGAUACUCCAACCCUAAGUACUGGCACAACAUCGCCCCCCAAGGCUACGUCAUCUAAAUUUGAGCAGGAAAAAAUAAUGUCUACAAACUCCUACUCACUAGAGACCACUACCCAGACUGUUCAAACUAUCAGGGUCAACAACAGUGAAGAACAUCAAAUAAAAGGCAUCACUAACACAUCAGAAAGUCAUACUGCAACCCAGUCACCUGCUAAUGUAAUCACUUCCAAACACCCAACACAGACUAGGGGGGAAACAAUCAGUCAUAACACUACCUCUGCCCCAGUAAUUACCACAGCCCAAACAAAUACAUUUGCAGAGAGGCUACUAACGAGGCCGCAGGAUGUGACCAGAUUGCACCAGUUACCUGGACAGGGAUAUACGUUAGCAGAGAAGCCAAGGAUAACCAAGAGCAAUUCCCUAACAUUCACGGUGAAAGCUGAAACAGAUGCUUGGCUUCCCUGUGAGGCGAUGGGUGAACCCAAGCCCUUCCUGUCGUGGACUAAGGUUGAUAGUGGAGCAAGCAUUGUCCGAAACACCAGGGUUCACAGGUUCGAGGUGCAUCUAAACGGGACACUCAUCAUUAGGAACACACAACACACGGAUGAGGGCCAGUACCUCUGCACAGUCCAGAAUCAGUACGGAACAGACAAGAUGGUGGUCAACCUCGUGGUCCUUUCUCAACACCCACUGGUGCUGCAGCCCCGUAAUAGAGAGAUCAAGGUUCAGCUGGGUGGUAAAGUGGAUUUGGACUGUCAGGUUGAGGGUCAUCCAGUGCCCAGAGUCACAUGGAUGCUCCCGAACGGGAUCCCCAUGAAUGCUGCUCCCAGUGGCGAGUCUCUGCACCAACGCUUGACUGUGCUGAGAAAUGGUACCUUCCGGAUCAGUGAGGUCAUUUCCACAGAUCGAGGACUUUAUAAGUGCAUGGGCAGCAGUACGGUGGGAUCUGACAUUGUGUCCGUUCACCUUCAUGUUUUGACUAUGCAACCAGUGAUAGAGCAGAAGAACUAUGAAAACAUCACCCUCCGCGAGGGCACCACUGCCUACAUCCACUGCGCUGCAACAGGCGGCCCCCCACCUGUCAUCCGAUGGAAGACACCUAAAGGCAUACAGCUCACUGCUUCACAGUUUUUUACAGCACAAAACCUUGGAGUCUUUCCCAAUGGAACUCUAGUCAUUCAGGCAUUACGCCCUGGAAACACUGGAAGAUAUGAGUGCACAGCCAGUAACACUGUGGGAUACAGUAAAAGAACAGUAUUACUUACUACGAAAAAGAGUCUUUCUCCUUCUUCCAAGGCUAAAAUUACAUCAUCUUCUCCAGAGAGCACAGAUGUAAUCUAUGGGAGUACACUGCUGCUCAACUGUGUGGCCAAAGGACAACCAAAUCCAUGGAUAAUCUGGAGGACACCCUCCAGAAAAUUGGCUGAUGCUCAGUACAGUUUUGAUCCCAGGAUCAAGGUCUUCCCCAAUGGCAGUAUAAUAAUUCAUCAUGUGACCGAUACGGACAAUGGUGACUACUUGUGCGUUGCACGUAACAAAUUGGGCGAUGACUAUGUUGUGCUGCGGGUCAAUGUACUGAAGAAACCGGCCAAAAUAGAGCAGAAGCAGCAGCGAUCCAAACAAGAGGUAAUCUACGGGGGAGACCUUAAGGUGGACUGUGUGGCAUCUGGCCUCCCCAACCCUGAGAUCAGUUGGGCUCUUCCCGACGGGACCAUGAUCAACCCAGUCAAACAAAGGGAACAUGUCAGUGGAGGACGCACUCGAAGGUACCUAGUGUUUGACAACGGAACACUGUAUUUCAAUGAUGUGGGAAUGCCAGAAGAGGGUGACUACACCUGCUAUGCUGAAAAUCAGCUUGGCAAGGAUGAGAUGAAGGUCAGAGUCAAGGUCAAGGCUUCAACUUCCCCACCACAAAUCCAGAAUAAAAAUUAUGAGGUUGUCAACGUGUUCUAUGGUGAAACAGGAACACUUAGAUGUAAAGCUAAAGGAGAACCGGUGCCGGUCAUUACGUGGAUAUCUCCUACAAACAGAAUUAUUUCACCUGCUUUACACAAAUAUCAGGUCUUGGAUGAUGGGGUGCUGUUGGUUCAGAAGGUCCAACGUUUUGAUAGUGGCAACUACACCUGCAUGGCCAAAAACAAUGCCGGACAAGACUAUAAAGUCAUUAAGCUAGAUGUUGUUGUAACUCCACCCAGGAUAGUUGGCUUGAAGGAAACCAGGGUAAUAACAGCAGUCCAGAACCAGCGGACACUACUGGACUGUGUAGCUGAAGGAACCCCAACGCCUCGCAUAAUGUGGGUUCUUCCAGGAAACGUGAUUCUGCCUGCACCAUACUACAGCAACAGGAUGACAGUACAUCAAAAUGGCACCCUUGAAAUCCGUUCAUCCAAGAGAACUGACUCUGGGUCAUUGAUUUGUAUGGCUCGAAAUGAAGGAGGAGAAGCAAAAAGGACGAUUUACCUGGAAGUGAAAGAAGAUGUCAAUAAGCCAAAAGUUAGGGGUCCCAGAACAGAAAGCCGCUCACUGACAGUUGGCAUCACUAUGACAUUGAACUGCACAUUUGAGGGCCCAGAACAACCUCACAUCACCUGGAUCUUACCAAGCGGCACACCUUUGCGCAGUGGCACUCGAUUUUCCAAGUUUUUCCAUCGGUCGGAUGGAUCUUUAAUAAUCAGUAACCCAUCUGUGGGUGAGGCUGGUAUGUACCGAUGCCUGGGGCGUAACUCUGGAGGACUUGUUGAACGUUCAGUCUCAUUAUCCCCUGGUAAAAAGCCUGAGAUCAUCAAUAGAUAUAGUUCUCCUGUUAACAUCAUGAAUGGUGAACAGCUGUUGCUCCAUUGUCUAACUAGCGGAGAUGCCCUCAGAUUAACAUGGACACUACCCAGUGGUGUCCUCCUGAACAGGCCGCAGAGAGCCGGACGAUACUCUGUACUGUCCAAUGGGACACUGGCGAUCCAACAAGCUUCGGUGUAUGAUAGAGGCUCUUACAUAUGCCAAGCUGCCAACGAGUAUGGCAGCUCUCUGCUUUCUGUAUCAGCAGCUGUGAUAGCAUACCCAGCUCGGAUUACCAGUGGCCCUCCAUCUGUAACUUAUGCCAAACAUGGCGUUGCUGUUCAGCUUAACUGUAUAGCCACUGGGAUUCCCAAAGUGGAGGUAGCUUGGGAAACACCUGACAAAACACGCUUGGCUGUCAGUGCACAGCCCCGCCUUUUUGGCAACAAGUAUCUCCACCCACAAGGUUCCCUUAUAAUCCAGAAUCCAAGUCAGAGAGACAGUGGCACGUACCGGUGUACAGCCAAAAAUGCCAUCGGUGUAGACUCUAAAGCUACUUUCCUCAAUGUGUUUUGAGGACUUGUACUGUUCAUCCUGCCGUCAGUGCCAUACUGUAAGCCCAGAUAACUGCCUAACGAAGAGCAGCUAAAAUUUUAUCGGUACAUAUGUAAAACUGCUGUCUCAAUGAUGAAGCAUUGAGUUGAUUUAAACCAGCAUUGGUGCUUUGACUGUGUGCUGCAGUGUUUGGCUACAUUUUACAAUAUUUUUUUGUCAAUUCCACAAGGAAACUGUAAUUAUUAAAAUAGCUGUUUAAGAUUUCUUUUUAUUUAUUCAAGAUAUUUUGAGACCUACAAAUCAAAGAGAAUGCAAAUAGAAUUUCAACUCAGCGUACACUUUGUAUUAAUCAAUAUGGAUAUUUGUUAGUCAGAUAAGUGAAAAAGAUAUUUAACAGCGAUUUUGAAUAUCUGUUGUCAUAAGAACUAAAGUCCAAUAAUAAAAGGACUUCUUAUCUUACAUCCACAUGGUCUGAAUCCAGCCAAUUGCUGAUAAUUCCUUAGCGAUUCCCAGGCUUGUUUUUCUUCUAUGAAGUUAUACCAUUUGUAUGUCAAACCAACAGAAAUAAAACGUAGCCCUGUAUUAUUACCACUGGUAAAGGGGUUUAACUAAUUACAGCCAACAGGACUCUCCAGGUUUUUCGAAGCUCUGGCUGUGAUAAACUUUAGCAAAAGCACAAGAUCUAAGUGAACAUCCGACAUUAUCCUUCAUUUUCUUCCUAUUGGCCAGUACUUUAUGGAGCUUAUAAAAUAAUCCCACAUUUUGAAGCCAAAUAACUUUUUAGUACUUAGAAGAAAUAAAGUACACCAGUCUUAUACAGUGGCAGAAGUAUUUCUUAGUAUUUUUUUAUAUUGUUUUUUUUUUUUUAUCUUUGAUGAGGUUGUGUCAGAGUUUGAAUGAGCACAAUGUAAAGGUAAAAGCCAAGUCAGCUCUGUCAAAUACAGCAACUUUCCAGUUAGUUAUUAAGCAUUUAAAGUCGCAAAGGGUCGUUUGGUGGUUCUGGUUCUGGCUCUGGUUCCGUUCUGGAAUCUAAGAAUGUAAGCGCUUUCUAGCGAACCAGCCCGCAUUCAUUACACUAUAAGUGGAACCAAAGUGGGCAUAAGUCACGUCACACCAGUUUAGUGGGAGGAUGUUACUCCACGUGACUAAAGCCACAGUAAACAAUCGUAGCAACGGGAAAAUGGCAGAUCGCGUGGAGCACCUGCGGGCAUUUGUUUGUACCUGCUGCAUGCACCAGCUGUUGAUGGCGAGAAGACAUCAAUGCGAACGCUGCCAUGCUGCAAUGCGUGUUCCAGGAGCCGGGCGUGGGUGUGGAGACAGGGUCUGAAAACAAACACACCCGAGUUGAAACAGUCGGGCCAACCGGGAUCAGGAGCUGCCGACAACUCGUCUCUGUCGAAGAGCU
Messenger RNA from Cynoglossus semilaevis (tongue sole), 9395 nucleotides. It is a transcript of the gene mxra5a, whose product is annotated as matrix-remodelling associated 5a. Gene Ontology annotation, molecular function: protein binding. The transcript is spliced from 9 exons. The record is from RefSeq and is a predicted model, not a curated record. Lineage: Eukaryota; Metazoa; Chordata; Actinopteri; Pleuronectiformes; Cynoglossidae. Bases 572 to 8011 code for a protein of 2479 amino acids.